UGUGCUCGCCGCCGGCCAGCGCGGCUUUGUGCCCCUCCAGCCUUGGCCUGCAGCGUCCGCGGCACCAUGAUUUCCACCAAGGAGAAGAAUAAAAGCCCGAAAGACAGCAUGACGCUUCUGCCCUGCUUCUACUUCGUGGAGCUGCCCAUCGUGGCGUCCUCCAUCGUGUCCCUGUACUUCCUGGAGCUGACCGACCUCUUCAAGCCGGCCAAGGUGGGCUUUCAGUGCUACGACCGCACACUGUCCAUGCCCUACGUGGAGACCAGCGAGGAGCUCAUUCCGCUGCUCAUGCUGCUCAGCCUGGCCUUCGCAGCCCCCGCCGCCUCAAUCAUGGUGGGCGAGGGCUUGCUGUACUGCCUGCAGUCGCGGCUCUGGAGCCGCAGCAGCGGGGGGCCCGGCGGGGCGGAGGGCAGCAUCAACGCAGGUGGCUGCAACUUCAACUCUUUCCUGCGGCGCACGGUGCGCUUUGUCGGCGUCCACGUUUUCGGGCUCUGUGCCACCGCCCUGGUGACGGACGUCAUCCAGCUGGCCACCGGCUACCACGCACCCUUCUUCCUCACUGUGUGCAAGCCCAACUACACACUGCUGGGGACCUCGUGUGAGGCGAACCCCUACAUCACGCAGGACAUCUGCUCGGGCCACGAUACCCACGCCAUCCUGUCUGCACGGAAGACCUUCCCGUCACAGCACGCCACGCUCUCGGCCUUCGCCGCAGUCUACGUGUCGGUGAGUGCGUCCCCGCCCGCAGCCCUCAUGCGGCCACCCCGUGGGAGCCGGCCGCCUGCUGACUGCCGCUCCCCGCAGAUGUACUUCAACUCUGUCAUCUCGGACACCACCAAGCUGCUCAAGCCCAUCCUGGUGUUUGCCUUCGCCAUCGCUGCCGGCGUGUGCGGGCUCACCCAGAUCACCCAGUACCGCAGCCACCCUGUGGACGUCUAUGCUGGCUUCCUCAUCGGGGCUGGCAUCGCCGCCUACCUGGCCUGCCACGCGGUGGGCAACUUCCAGGCUCUGCCUGCAGAGAAGUCCUCGGCCCCGGCGCCCAUCAAGGACCCGCUGAGGGCGCUGGCGCAGCGCGGCCAUGACUCGGUUUACCAGCAGAGCAAAUCGGUGAGCACGGACGAGCUGGGCCCGUCGGGGCGCUCGGAAGGGGCGCCGCGGCCUGCAGCGCGCGAGAAGACCUCGCUGGGCAGCCUGAAGCGCGCCAGCGUGGACGUGGACCUGCUGGCCCCGCGCAGCCCCAUGGGCAAGGAGAACAUGGUAACCUUCAGCAACACGCUGCCGCGGGUCAGCACACCCUCACUCGAUGACCCCGCGCGCCGCCACAUGACCAUCCACGUGCCGCUCGACGCCUCCCGCUCCAAGCAGCUCAUCAGCCAGUGGAAGCAGAAGGCACAGGAGGGGCGCGCGCUGGGGCUCCCCGACGAGGCCAGCCCUGCGCACCUGCGCGCGCCCGCCGAGCCCAUGGCCGAGGAGGAGGAGGAGGAAGAGGAGGACGAGGACGAAGAGGAAGAGGAGGACGAGGAAGAAGAGGAGGAAGUGGAAGAGGACGGGGGCCCCGCGCCACCCACGCUGUAUCCCACCGUGCAGGCGCGGCCCGGGCUGGGGCCACGCGUGCUGCUCCCGCAGCGCCCAGGCCCGCAGCCACUCGUGCACAUCCCCGAGGAGGGCGUGCCGGCGGCGGGCACGGGUCUGUCCCCCAAGAGCGGCGCCGCGGUGCGUGCCAAGUGGCUGGUGAUGGCGGAGAAGGGCACAGCCGCUGUGCCCGCAGCCACGGCGCCACCCCGCGCACCCAACCCACCGCGCCUCCUGCAGGUGAUCGCCAUGUCCAAGGCGCCGGGCGCCAAGGCGGCGGCCGAGACGGCGUCGUCGUCCAGCGCCAGCUCGGACUCCUCGCAGUACCGCUCGCCGUCGGACCGCGACUCGGCCAGCGUGGUCACGGUGGACGCGCACGCACCGCACCACCCCGUGGUGCACCUGUCGGCGGCCGGGGCACCCUGGGAAUGGCGGGCGGCGGGCAGCACGGCGCGGGCACCCGAGGGCGACAGCGGCUACGAGCUGGGGGACCUGGCCCGUGCUUUCCGUGCAGGCCCCCGGCCCCCGGGCACGUCCCCUGGCUCAUCUGUCAGCGACGCGGAGCAGGAGGAGCCGCGCUUCGCGGCCGUGGCCACCGUGAACCUGGCCACAGGCGAGGGGCUGCCUCCACCCGGCGCGGCGGACGGGGCGCUGGGGGCUGGCAGUCGAGAGGCUACACUGCGGCGCCCGGUGGGCGGGCCAGGCCCCAGCGACCGCGAGGUGGGCGAGGCGGAGGCGGAGAGCUACUACCGCAGGAUGCAGGCCCGCCGCUUCCCGGACUGAACGCAGGACAUGGGGGCGCGCGGGAGGGGACCCGGGCGGGGUGUCUGGAGAUCAAUAAAGAGACCACUUCCUGAAA
This is a messenger RNA of Chinchilla lanigera (long-tailed chinchilla), 2431 nucleotides long. It is a transcript of the gene Plppr3, whose product is annotated as lipid phosphate phosphatase-related protein type 3. NCBI's taxonomy places the organism in Eukaryota, Metazoa, Chordata, Mammalia, Rodentia, Chinchillidae. The record is from RefSeq and is a predicted model, not a curated record. Gene Ontology annotation, molecular function: phosphatidate phosphatase activity. Gene Ontology annotation, biological process: signal transduction; phospholipid dephosphorylation; phospholipid metabolic process.